Molecule: messenger RNA, 8055 nt
Organism: Ruditapes philippinarum (Manila clam)
Lineage: Eukaryota; Metazoa; Mollusca; Bivalvia; Venerida; Veneridae
Exons: 24
Coding region: 157-6879 (2240 amino acids)
Cellular component (GO): nucleus
Molecular function (GO): ATP binding; ATP-dependent chromatin remodeler activity; ATP hydrolysis activity
Source: RefSeq, a predicted model, not a curated record
UUUAAAUGUAAAACUGUAAUAUUAUACAUUAAAAUAAACCAUAUGAUAUCAGUAAAAAAAUAUGCACGUUAUAAGCGGCUCGCUUUGUUAAAUGACCGAAAGUGAAAUAAUGAAUUAAUUAAUUAGCGGUUACUUUUGUAUAUAACGAGGACAAAGAUGGAGACAGAAACUAGCAUCGUUGCUCCAUCAUUUAGCCAGGGUCAGGAGGCUUCAUUUGAAGCAAAUGAUUUUGGUAUGGAGAACUUUCCUGAAGACGAAGAUUUUCCAAUGGAUGAUGGUUAUGAUGAUGCUGAAGUGUCUGACAACCCUGGUAAAGAUUUGCAAGCUGGUGGCGACACAGGACAGCCUACAGCAAACACAAAUCAAAGGUCUGUUUCCAAACCCAGUGUAGAUGCAAGUUAUACACAUGAUGUUCAAAAAGGAGCAAGUGGUGAUGAUUUUCAAAAAGGUGAUGUUGGACAUGAAGAUGAAUACAACAUGAAUGAUUAUCCAAUGGACAAUUACGAUGAAUCUGUAGAUCAAAAUGACACAAACUAUACUGAUGAGAAUUACGGAGGUCAAGCUUAUAAAGCUGAAGGAUACAAUGAAGCUUAUGGUUAUAAAGGUAACCAAGGUUACAGUGAAGGUCAAGUAUAUGGUAAAGGUUAUCAAGGUCAAGGUUAUAGUGAUGGUCAAGGUUAUAGUGAAGGUCAAGACUAUAGUGAAGGUCAAGAAUACAAUGACGAACAAGGUUAUGAAGAAGGACAAGGUUAUGAAGGUCAAGGCUAUGAAGGUCAAGGCUACUUUGAAGGUGAUCCGAGCCAGGGUUAUGAAGGUGAUGGAAGCUAUGCAAAGGAAGGUAAAGCAGGACCAAGUGAAGGUGCAGAAGGCUAUUAUCCUCCUGAGGGGGAAUACUACGAUCAGUAUGAUCAGCAAGAAUCAAAUGAAGUGCAAGACAAUGCUGGCCUCGAGGGAGAUGAAGGUGAUGCUGAUUAUGAGGAGGAAGAGGAGGAGGAGGGUGAAAGCGAGGGCGAGGCCGAAGACUCCGAGGAGGAAAGUGAAGAUGAGGAUGUUAAUGACGCUUUGAACUCCCUCGAUUUUGAUAGUGAACUUGGUCUUGGAGAAGAAAAUGCAGAAAGUAUUGACACCCAGGAACCAGCACCCGUUGAUGAAAUGCCGGGAACCAGUGGACAGGCAUCUGAAACAGCUGACAGUACAGAGAAGCCGGAGAAAAGGAAAAGGAAAAGAAAGAAGAAGGGAGAAGGUGCUGAACCUGGAAAUAAACCAAAGAGGAAAAGAAAGAAGAAGGGAGAAGGCAAUGAUGAAGAUGGCGAGAAAAAGAAGGCAGAUAAAGGGGCAAGAAAAAACAUCAGGAAGAUUCUGUCGGAGAACAAGCUGGAGAAAGAGACACUGGAUGCCCAGGCAGCUGAGUUGGAGAGACAGCGGCGACUUUCGGAGCUAAAAAAACAGCAACUGGCAAGUUUACUUCAGACUACACCAGAGAAAGAACCAAAGAAAGAAAAAGAUAGUCAGCUUAAAUCGUUACUUCAAGCUGCUGAAGAAGAGGCGGAGAAAGAGACUGAUGAAACAACAGAAGAAAAGAAAGAGGAAAAGAAAGAGCAAAAAGUUAGGAAAGAGGGAGUUAUAGAUAUAAGUAGUGGGGAGGAUGAUGAAGAUGUUGUUAUGGUGAACAGUGAAGAAGAUGAAGACGAAGAUAUGUCCGACGAAGAUUACGCUGAGGCCGAGGACGUCAACAAUAGCGGAAGUCAUAUCAAUGAUGUGUAUAAUAUACCCGACGACAAGGGGAGAGUACUGGUGAAUGUAGGACACCCGACAUCUGAUCCCGAUAUCUACCUAUCACAUUUAGUUGCCAAACAUAUCAAACCUCAUCAGAUUGGAGGUGUGAGAUUCUUGUAUGACAAUUUAGUGGAGUGUGUGAACAGAUUUAAGACUAGUGCCGGCUUUGGUUGUAUUCUCGCCCACAGUAUGGGGCUUGGUAAAACUAUUCAAAUGAUUGGAUUUAUAGACAUAUUUCUACGCCACACCGGAGCUAGAACUGUAAUUGUUAUUGUACCGAUUAACACUCUAGCAAACUGGAUGGCAGAGUUUAAUAUGUGGGUACCGGAUAAAGAGACAUGUGAGAAAUAUAAUAUACCACCUGAGGAGACGGAACCUAGACCGUACAGUAUCUUCAUGCUAAAUGACAAUUAUAAAAAUACUCCAGCUCGUGCUAAAGUUGUUGAUACGUGGUAUCAGACAGGUGGUGUCCUCCUGUUGGGUUAUGAGAUGUACCGUUUGUUAUCAAGUAAAAAAGUUCAUCUACAGAAGGCUAAAGGUCGUAAGAAGGUUCCCGGAUCUAACGUUAUAGAUGUAGAAGAAGAAGAUAGGGACAAAAAACUGCUGAUUAGUAUACAUGAAGCUCUGGUAAAUCCCGGUCCUGACCUUGUGGUAUGUGAUGAAGGUCACAGAAUUAAGAACUCUCACGCUGGAAUCUCUCAGUCCCUCAAACAAAUUAAAACAAAGAGAAGGAUUGUACUGACGGGUUACCCUUUACAAAACAAUUUGAUAGAGUACUGGUGUAUGGUGGACUUCGUUAGGCCGAAUUUCCUCGGUACAAAGACGGAGUUCUGUAACAUGUUUGAGCGUCCGAUUAUGAACGGUCAGUGUGCGGACAGUACUCCGCAGGACGUCCGGUUAAUGAGAUACAGAGCUCAUGUGUUACACAGUCUGCUGGAAGGUUUUGUUCAGAGGAGAGGACAUACUGUAUUACAAGCAGCACUACCUCCUAAAGAAGAGUACGUUCACAUGAUACGUAUGUCACCGAUACAACAGAAACUGUACGAGAAGUUCAUGGAGUCAGUCACUGACCAGUCCUCUAAUGGUUGGGUGAACAACAACCCUCUGAAAGCAUUUUCUGUCUGUUGUAAGAUCUGGAAUCACCCUGAUAUACUGUACACAUGUAUGAAGAAAAGUCUUGAUGAUAAUGACCUUGACAUUGAAACUGGUGAACCAAAGAAAAAAGGUGGUAGAGGGAAAAGUAAAAAGGAAACUCCACCAGCCACGCCUAAUCCCGAGGCCGGAGCAAGUCCGGGCGCUCAAGUACCUGGUUUUCCUGGGCAGGGACCAACUUUGAAUGUAGGUCGACAGAAUGAACCUUGUAUAACAUAUGAUUGGGCCAAUGAAAUAUUGAAGGAUUAUGUACCAGGACAAUUAGAUAAUGGGGGCAAGAUGGUGAUAUUGUUCAGUCUUAUAGAGCAGUCCUUAAUGGCAGGGGAUAAAAUCCUAGUCUUCAGUCAAAGUUUGUUCACAUUGAACCUUAUAGAAGAGUUUCUGAGCAAAUGUAAAGUGCCAAGACCAGACCAAGAUGAAUUUUGGUGUAAAAAUAAGAAUUACUUCAGACUUGAUGGCAGUACAUCUAGUUCAGAUAGAGAAAAGUUGAUCAAUCAGUUCAACACAGAGCCUAACAAAUGGGUGUUCCUUCUCUCCACAAGAGCUGGGUCUUUAGGUAUAAAUUUGGUAGCUGCUAACAGAGUGGUAGUGGUAGAUGCCUCGUGGAAUCCCUGUCAUGACUGUCAGGCUAUCUGUAGGGUGUACAGGUUCGGUCAAGUCAAACCAAGCUUCAUUUAUAGGCUUGUUACAGAAAACACAAUGGAACGGAAGAUAUAUGAUAGACAGGUGAACAAACAGGGAAUGUCGGACAGAGUCGUAGAUGAACUUAACCCGCAGAAUCAGUUCCGACGGGAACAUGUUGACAAACUCAUGUAUCAUGAGAACAAAGAGUACCCAUUAGUAGAUUUCUCCACCUAUGACGAGGAAUGUAAUGAUGCACGUAUGGUUACAGUGCUGAAAAACCAGGGACAUUGGCUUACUGCUAAACCGUUUACCCAUGAAUCAUUACUGAUUGAUCGUAAGGAGUUAAAGUUGACGAUGAAGGAGAAAAGACUUGCUAAACAAAGCUAUGUUAUGGAGAAGAGAUUAAAUGUCUCUUAUAGUAGACCCUCCUACGCUGCAUAUUAUCCAAGGGGGGUAACUCCAUAUCAGGGCACAAUAAGGGGAAGAGGUGGUGCUAUUCAGAGACCUAUAGCGAGUGUGAAACCCAUGGUGUCUACACCAGUACCUAUGAGACCAAAGAUUGUAGCUGCUCCUCAAAUUCUGAAACCUGGUGUUUCAGUACAUCAAGUCCUUACUACCACCGAAAUUGUACUACCUGGAACUAACACCAGUACCGAAGCAGGGACCACUGAACCAAAGAAGAUACCAGCAGGGCAACAAGUUCUUGUUAUACGUACACCGAAGGGUGUAUACAUUAGAACUCCAGACGGUAAAAUCUUUGCUGUGCGAUCUAAACCACAGCCUGACUCCACCUCUCCAUUAGACACUCUAGCUAACACAGGAAGCAACUUGACGACUGGUGGUGUAACAAUUGUACGUCCAUCUACCACCACCACUGUUACUGCAGGUGUGGCAACGUCAAGAUUACCUGCUGGGGUAACAGUCAUAAGACCAAAGCCGAGUCCAAUUACAACUACCAAGCCCAUGACCAUUAUCCGGCAAGGUCCAGGGCAGGUCAGAACCAUUAUACCUGUCACCAUUGGCUCUAAAGUAUCUAGUAUUUCCACCACAACUGGUCAGAUGGCAGUGAUUGCUGCACAGUCCCAGAAAGUUGGCGCCACAUUACCUUCAACUUCUAAAAUUAAAAUCGUCACACCUAACACUACGACCAGUAACAGCACUAGUAUGAAAGUUAGCUCCCUUGCCGCACUGAAAAACCUUACAGAGGGCAAAAAGGUAGCGCCAAAUAGUCCCACAGCAGAUUCUGACAAUACUGCUCCCAAGAAAAUCACUUUGAAACAGCUACCAGCAAAACAGGAGAUAAAAAAUAUCAUUGUUCCAAAAAUAGGAAAUUCAUUUGCCGCGGGCAGGGCAUCGGCAACUAUAGCGAGUGCAUCUGGUCAGCCAGAAGUAAACAAAGAUCAAAUUGAUGAAAGUAAAAUGGAAGUUGAGAGUGACAAUGAUAUGCAGAAGAACAGUGCGCAAAUGGCCGGUAACAGUGCGCAAAUGGCCGGCAAAGAGUUCUCUUGGAAUUUACCUCCCAUAGACAUGAAGGCUUUGAAAUUACCACAACAGUUAAGUGGUGUUCAGAACAGUGAGAAAAAGAAAUCUGAACAAAAUGUGUCUAGUCUUAAAAACAAAUCUUCAAGUAAGUCUGUGAAGCAGGAUAAUUCUCUUAGUCAAGGAUUAGAUGGAAUUAUGGGUAAAAAGAAAGGUAAACCCAAGUUUUCAUUGUCCGGUAGUCCGUCAGACUCUAACCAGUCUGGAUCUCAGUCGCCUAUAUCAGAUAUAAUAAACAGUGCAAAUACACCACCCAUAAUGCCGCAGCCGGAUCAUUUAUCUACUAGACCUUCGGAAAUAGACUUACAUGAGAUGAAACUCACUAGUAAUCAAAACUCAUCGAAUGAUUUGUCUCAGAUGAUGCCAACUUCAAACCAAAGUCAAGCCCAACCUAACUGGUUACGACCACUUGGGAGCCAAUCAAUGCCAUUUUCAAGCAAUAAUAACCAGAAUGCAUCUGUCAGCCAACAAAAUCAGUCUAGCUUUUCACAGAAUCUGACCAAUAGUUUGCAGAACCUUCAAAACCAGACUGGUAGUCUGCCAUCACAAUUUGGUAGUCAACAAAACCAGCCUGCAAAUUUACAAAACCAGUUCAGUAGUCACCAGAACCAGUCUGGAGGUAUUCAGAACCAGUUUGGAAGUCAACAGGCACAGUCUGGAAUGGUACAGAGUCAAUUUGGAAAUCAGCAGGUACAGACUGGUUUAAUGCAGAAUCAGUUUGGAAAUCAACAGGUACAGUCUGGUGGUCAGCAGAAUGUGGGAUUUCAACAUCCUGUCCAACCAACCAAAAAGACUACAUCUAGAUCUAACAGUGGAAUCUUCAACCCUGGUCUGCCCAACAUGACCAGUCCUAAUGAAAUGAAGUCUGCAACUCAGAAUCAAGUACCACCUCAAGGACAAAGUUAUAUGAAUAAUCAGGAAAGCACAAACCUGUUUGGAGACUCCAGUAGUGGUUUUAUGAAUAUGCCAAACAAUAACAGAAGUAACACAGCUGGAUUUAGUAACCAGGCCUCCACUUUCCAGAACCCGUCUAGCAGUUUUGGAAGUCAGAAUUCUGGAUUUGGAAGUACUGGGCCGCAGCAAAACAGCGAUAAUAUGGCUGAUUUUACAAUGAGUGGAAUCCAUAAUAAUUCAAGCUUCCUGUCAGAACUUACUGAUGCAGACGACAAUUUCCUGUCACAGCUUGACGCCGGCUCUGAUCAAAACAGCCAGUCAUCUGUGGACAGUUCUCAAAUGAUGAACCAGUCUGCAAGUGGAAUUUCUCAAAAUACUGGACUGGGAAACCAGUCUGGGGCAAUUGGUUCACAGUCUGGUGCAAUGGGUGUGCCCAAUUACCAGCAAGGCAAUAUGAAUUUCGACAUGUUCUCCCAACAACAGCAAAAUCCAAACUUCUUCCCAAAUUUUGGCGGAAGUGGUCAGUUUAAUAGAAGUAAUAGCUUUGGUAAUCAACAGAAUAUGAAUAUGUCCCAGCAAGGGGGCUUCCCUGGAGGGUCAAUGUACCCCAUGGGUGGAAUGAUGCAGCCAAGUAUGUUCCCCUAUGCACCUUUUGCACCUUACCCAUAUGCACCUAUGAUGGCACCCAUGCCAUAUUAUCCGAUGCCGUUUCAGCCUCAAUAUGGAGCACAGGGAGGCAAUAUGGGUCAGCAAUCAGGAAACUUAGGUCAGCAAGGACCAAAUAUGAGUCAGCCAGGAUCAAAUAUAAGUCAGCCAGGAUCAAAUAUGGGUAUCCCCAUGGGUCAGCAAGGAACUGAUACUAACUCAUUUCAGCCUGGAAUGAGUGGCCAAUAAAUUUUACACAUAAAAAUAAUGCUUUUACAUCAAAGGCAACAUUCAAGUGAAUGAUACAUUAUGAUUAUAAUUAUAUUGUAUAUCGGGGAAUAUAUCGGGGAAGUAAUAGAAAAAUGAAAUUUAAAGAAAAACAGUGAUUUCAGUGCAAUACAAAAUUGUACCAAAUUGUUUAAAAUCGUGAUUGAAGAAAAUGGGCUGAAAGUGUAAAUUAGAGCCCUUUUUGUGUUGGGUGAAAACAAUUUUAGUAUUAAUGCAGUUUUUAAUACUGAAGUUCUAGAAGGACUGAUGUGAUUUGGAGUUAUGUGAUGAGGUUCUGUUUUGUACGUGGAAGUUUAGUGAGUAAAGUGAAUCAGUAAGUUAUAAUGUUGAAAUUUAUAGGGCUGAUUGAAUAUACAUUUGACUGCAGUAAGUGAACCAGUCAACUUGCAGUAAGUGAACCAGUCCACUUAUUAAGUGAAUAACUGACACCUUUUAUAUCGUAAAUAUGUCGUUUGUGGAUAAUGUGAAGUCUGUAAAUAAUUUCACUAUCAUUAAUAACUAGUUAUGUAAUGUAUGUUUUUUAUCAUUGAUAUUUUUUUUAUUGACCAAAAUUUUCUAAUUUGAAAAUAUUUUAGUAUUUAUGCUUUAUUGUGUGUAAGUUUCAAAUGAAUUAAAACUUUAUUUGAAUAGAUUUAUAAGUGUUAUAAAUUAAACUUGUGAUUCUCAUUUUAUAACAGUUUUGUAAAAGGAUAAUAUGGUUUUUAAAGAUAUUUUCACAAAGACUACAAAAGUAGCACUUUAAAUCUAACUACUGGUCAAAUAGUUAGAAAAUUAUUUAUGUCAAGUUCAUAGUUCCUAACGGCACCAUGUUGUACAAAAUUCAGGAAGAUCUGUUAAGUAACUGCCCACUGGGGUAUGACACAAAGUCAGUUAUACAAAAUAUUUACCAGCCCUUAUUUUGAAUAGGGCCAGUUGCUCAAAGGUCUGUUACUUGAUUUAACAGAGGGUUAAAUUUAACAGAGCUUUGAGAAACUGGCCCCUGAAAUACAACAUGUAGUAAAAUGGAGCCGCUCUUCUAUCUAGAAAUUUGGGUUUGAGCCCCUCUAGAUAAAGAAAAUUUACACAGUCACUCUAAAUUGGUUGAAAUUUGAAAUUUAGCCUUAUUUUAUUUGCUGUAAACAUUUUGCCGAGGAAUUA